Mycetomoellerius zeteki is the source of this 1898-nucleotide messenger RNA. RefSeq names its product LIM zinc finger domain containing stck (gene stck). NCBI's taxonomy places the organism in Eukaryota, Metazoa, Arthropoda, Insecta, Hymenoptera, Formicidae. Gene Ontology annotation, biological process: cell-cell junction organization; positive regulation of integrin-mediated signaling pathway; positive regulation of substrate adhesion-dependent cell spreading. The record is from RefSeq and is a predicted model, not a curated record. The transcript is spliced from 8 exons. Bases 216 to 1247 code for a protein of 343 amino acids. Gene Ontology annotation, cellular component: focal adhesion; cytoplasm; cell-cell junction.
CAACUUUUAAUGCACAUUCGUUUUCAUAAAAGGUCAUAUCACGUUUGCUGAGAUCGGAUUGGCUGUUUACUUAAAAUCUGAUAAGAUUAAUACGGAAUAUAGGUAAUUGACAGGAUAUGUCAGCUUGUCAGCUAUGUGAUAGGCGAGUAUAGAAAAACAAGAUAGCUAAAAGUGUUUGUCAACGUUAAAACGUAAUCGUCUUCUUCCAUUAAAAUAUGCCAGGGGUUACAGAGAUGUCGUUGGAUCAUAUGUUUUGUUCCCGGUGUAGAGAAGGUUUUGUUGCGCAUGAGAAAAUUGUUAAUUCAAAUGGUGAAUUGUGGCAUCCACAGUGUUUUGUGUGCGCGCAAUGUUUCCGGCCAUUUCCAGAUGGAAUCUUUUAUGAAUUUGAAGGAUACAAAUAUUGCGAGCAUGACUUUCAUGUUCUGUUUGCACCAUGUUGUGGCAAGUGUGGCGAGUUUGUUAUUGGCCGCGUGAUUAAAGCGAUGAAUUCAAACUGGCACCCACAAUGCUUCCGCUGCGAAGAAUGUAAUGGUGAAUUGGCGGAUGCAGGCUUUAUCAAGUGUCAAGGUAGAGCCUUAUGCCAUACGUGCAACGCUAAUGUGAAAGCUGGUGUACUUGGAAAACAUAUAUGUCAUCAAUGCCACGGAGUAAUCGAUGACAAACCUUUACGGUUCCGUGGUGAACUUUAUCAUCCUUAUCAUUUCAAUUGCACAACUUGUGGUAUAGAACUCAAUUCCGAAGCCAGAGAAGUCCGUUCUCGACCUGGCUAUGCUGCCAAUGAAAUGAACGAACUCUAUUGUUUGCGGUGUCACGAUAAAAUGGGAAUCCCAAUUUGUGGCGCCUGCCGACGUCCUAUCGAAGAACGCGUGGUAACGGCACUUGGCAAACAUUGGCAUGUGGAGCAUUUUGUAUGUGCUAAAUGCGAAAAACCCUUCCUAGGUCAUCGACAUUACGAGAAAAAAGGUCUUGCUUAUUGCGAGAUUCAUUAUCAUCAAUUGUUUGGGAAUCUCUGCUUUGUCUGUAAUCAGGUUAUCUCUGGAGAUGUUUUCACGGCGUUAAAUAAGGCAUGGUGCGUUCAUCACUUUGCAUGUGCAUUCUGCGACCAGAAGAUGAAUCAGAAAACAAAGUUCUUCGAGUUUGACCUAAAGCCUGCGUGCAAGAAGUGCUAUGAUAAGUUUCCGCAAGAAUUGAAAAAGCGGAUGCGACGUAUGUACGAUCUGAAUCCUAAGAGAAUUCCACCAGCGUAAAUGCAGAUCUGGGCUUGGACUCUUCUGUGUGAAUCUCUCAAGAUUUAAUCAAUACUCAUUGAUUUGCUUGUAGUGCCUUAUUUGUUUUAGUAUUAAUAUAAAAAAACUACAUUUAACUAUUUGUCAUAUAUUGUAAGCUAUGUAGAGCCUACCAAACUACUUAUUUAUCAGUUGCGACACUUUGACAUAAUUGCUAUAAUUACUUUUUAAUAUAACUUAUAUUUGAAAAGGUAUGAAGUGUAUCUUCGAUUUAAAAUAUUUUUUCUAAUUUGUGGCAUCUAUGAAUAGGAGAGUGUGCAAUAAUGCUUCUAUAUGUAUACAUUUUGUGUAUGUGAAGCAUAACAUUAGUUACACUCGACACACACACACACACACACACACACACACACACACACACACACACACACACAUCUAUAUACACAGGGUGUAACUAAAAUAAAGUAUAAUAAUAAACUUCGGAGCCAAGCUUCCCACACCAAACGUAAAAAAAAAAUUCACAUGAACAUAUGUCUGUAAGUCCACUGUUACGUAACUGAGAGAUAUAUAUAUAUAUAUAUAUAGGAUGUUUCAGACCUAACGAAUCACCUGCUAAUGGCAGAUUCCUGAAGUUGUUUUGAGACUAAAAUUCUAAUAACAAAAUGUUGAGGCUAU